CCUCUGCUGCCGCUAAACCCCGGAGAGCGGAGCGUGCACGUUGAGAUUCCUCGGCGGGCCUGGCAGCGGCUGCUGGGCAUGCUCAGUGGGCAGGACCCGUUAGAGUGGCGAGUAAGGAAGCGUUGGCUCUUCUCUGGGUCUGCCUUCCCCGGUUCAGGCCCCGGCCCUGGGCUUUUGUGUGAGCGGAGCUGUAGCCGCCGCUGCCUCCUCGCGGGGCCGCCCGACCCCAGAUGCCGUCUGGCCUGUCCGGUUUCCGCCGUUAACCUCGCCGCGCGGCUGGAGGAGGAGCGGGGCGGGGCGGGGCCCGCGGGCCAGCGGCCGGGCGGGCAGGAGGGCCCUGCCGGGGGUGGGGGUGGGUGCGGGGAGUCCCGCGGGGGGUGGGGGGAGGGGGCGGGCGCGGAGUCACGGGGGUGGGGUCACCGGCGGUGGCUCGGGGAGGCCAGCUGGGAGGGGAGGGGGCCGUGGGGGCGGCUCGGCGGAACCAGCCGCGGCUGGGGAGCAGCGGCGAGUCCGGGGGCCGGGGCCAGGGCUUUCCGGGCUUCGGUGAAGCCGCCGCGGGCCCCAUCUUCCGGCGGUGGCCGGAGUUUGUGGUGAUUGUUGCUGCCGCCGCCACCGCCCCGGCUGCCAUCUCCUCCUCCUGGGCCGCCGCCUCCUCCUCUUCCUCCUCCUCCUGGGCCGGGCUGAUCCCCUCCCCGCUGCCGCCUCCUCCUGGGCUGGGCCCGCGGUGUCUCGUCCCCUCGCGGAGCCGCUCCUGCCGCCGCCGCCGCCGCCUCCUCAUUCAUCCUCGUGCACCAUAGGCGGCACAGGCACCAAGAUGUCCAACCGAGUGGUCUGCCGGGAAGCCAGUCACGCCGGGAGCUGGUACACAGCCUCAGGACCGCAGCUGAAUGCACAGCUAGAAGGUUGGCUCUCACAAGUACAGUCUACAAAAAGACCUGCUAGAGCCAUUAUUGCACCCCAUGCAGGAUAUACGUACUGUGGGUCCUGUGCUGCUCAUGCUUACAAACAAGUGGAUCCCUCCAUUACCCAUAAGGAUGAGUUUACCAUUAUUCCUGUACUGGUUGGAGCUCUGAGUGAGUCAAAAGAACAGGAAUUCGGAAAACUCUUCAGUAAAUAUCUAGCGGAUCCUAGUAAUCUCUUUGUGGUUUCUUCAGAUUUCUGCCAUUGGGGUCAAAGGUUCCGUUACAGUUACUAUGAUGAAUCCCAGGGGGAGAUUUAUAGAUCCAUUGAACAUCUAGAUAAAAUGGGUAUGAGUAUUAUAGAACAAUUAGACCCUGUAUCUUUUAGCAAUUACUUGAAGAAAUACCAUAAUACUAUAUGUGGAAGACAUCCCAUUGGGGUGUUAUUAAAUGCUAUCACAGAGCUCCAGAAGAAUGGAAUGAAUAUGAGCUUUUCCUUUUUGAAUUAUGCCCAGUCAAGCCAGUGUAGAAACUGGCAAGACAGUUCAGUGAGUUAUGCAGCGGGAGCACUCACGGUCCACUGAAGCUCUGAAUCCUCAGGGAUGCCACCUGCACAUACUCAUUCUCUGUCCGGGGUCCCAGCCUAGCCCUUACCAAGAUACUGGUCCUGGUUUGGGGGGAUUCUGAAACCUCAAACUAAUAGAACUUUCUUCUCUUCUUUUCUAGUAGGUGUAGUCCUUCCUUAAUUUCAACUCAUUAAAAAUGCUUUAUAGUUUAGGGCAGUGGAAGGAAGGCUGGCAUCAAAAUAUUUUGAUCAAAAAAGAUGGCAAUGUAAAGGCCCAAUUGUGGCAGACAGUGUUUUGAAAGUAACUUGUAAAGCAUUUACCAUAUCCUAAAUUUGCACUCUUUGCAGACUUGUGCACAUAUAUUCCGCUUUCAGAAUAGUUUUGCAAAUUGUACACAAACAAACAAAAAAAGGGUGGAAGCUUUUUAAUAAAGAAAUUGCAUUUAUAAAUGAUCUGUAUUAGAAUAUAAUAAAUCUCCAGUUAUAGUCAAUUACUACCCGUGUUGUACAACAGAUACCUUCUAUUUUAGUUGCUAAUAAAGGGCUACACAACUCAAAAUAGUCUGAUUUAAACUUAUUGCUCUGUGGUACAUAUGAAAAUUGUUUUUUUUAUUAAUUCCAUCUCAGAAUUUUUAUGUUAAAAGUGGUAAACUUCAGCUCAUGUAAAAAAUAUGUUAGGAUGUAUUUUAUAUUUUACAUAUUUAUGUGAUUUUUUAUCACAGAUAUUAGAAUCAUAUUUUAAAGUUAGCUUUUAAAAUUACAUACAGUUUGCCUUUUUGUGUGUGACAUCACUUUGUGUCAUUACUAUAAGAGAAUAUAAAUUCAAGAUUGGUAAAAGAACAGAUGUAGUCCUUUCCUUCAAAGAUCGUGUUUGAUAGGCAGUAGUCUGCAAAUGAGGAAACAUUGAAGACUGUUCUUAGUGAUUUUCAAAUCAUUGCAGACCAUACACUACUGCUAUGCUUUCUUAGUGCUUUAAGCAAUUUGACUCUCUUACUUGAAUUUUUAGCAAGAAAUCAUUAACAGUAACAAAAACAAAAAACCACUGGAUUUUCUUAUAGUUCUACAAAUUUUUUGUCAUGAUUUUUGGUGCGGCUCUUCCAACUAAAAUAAUGGUAUGGUGUUGUAUUUCUUUUUUUAGCAUAGACUAUUUCUAGUCACUUUGAGGAGGGGAAAUAUAU
Messenger RNA from Zalophus californianus (California sea lion), 2642 nucleotides. RefSeq names its product mediator of cell motility 1 (gene MEMO1). Lineage: Eukaryota; Metazoa; Chordata; Mammalia; Carnivora; Otariidae. The transcript is spliced from 7 exons. Bases 815 to 1483 code for a protein of 222 amino acids. The record is from RefSeq and is a predicted model, not a curated record.